AACACCUGGUCAGCCGGGCUCAAAAUCUGUGUUUUUGUUUACAUCAGGAAAAUUUUAGUUUUUGUGAAAAAAUUGAGGAAGGAAAUGGCAUCUUCAGUGGAUUGGAACAUUAAUAGCUACAGGACAACGUACGAGUGCGAUGAACACUGGGAUUUGAGGCGCAGUUUCAUGGAAGCGCACAAAGACAGGUUUCCGGAAGAUGAACUCGUGUGCUUAGCACAAACAUUCACAAAUGUCGAGUUCCUGGGAUGCAGAUACCCAUCAGAUACCAUGAGACUCGUAGCGGAGUUGUCGAAAGAUGUGGCAAAGGAAUUCCGGAAGAAGAGGGAAUCCCGGCUCAAGAGGACCUUUGUCCAGGCAUCAGAUGCAGCAGAAGCUAAAGUCAAGAGGGUACGGAAGUAAAUAAAUUCAUUGUUUAUUUGUCAGACAAGGAUUUGCGUUUCUUGGUGAUUUGCUGGAAGAGCUUCUUCCCGGCAGUUUUGAGGACGUCAUUGGAACACUCCAGGAGGCUGCCCCAAGCGAUCUGAUCAAUCUGAAAAAUAUUCAAUUGUAAAAUAAGGAAAUAAAUGAUUUUUUUUCUAGAGAAA
Messenger RNA from Phlebotomus papatasi, 587 nucleotides. Its product is annotated as partner of xrn-2 protein 1-like. NCBI's taxonomy places the organism in Eukaryota, Metazoa, Arthropoda, Insecta, Diptera, Psychodidae. The record is from RefSeq and is a predicted model, not a curated record. The transcript has 2 exons. Bases 85 to 402 code for a protein of 105 amino acids.